Molecule: messenger RNA, 786 nt
Organism: Malassezia japonica
Lineage: Eukaryota; Fungi; Basidiomycota; Malasseziomycetes; Malasseziales; Malasseziaceae
Exons: 1
Coding region: 1-786 (261 amino acids)
Source: RefSeq, a predicted model, not a curated record
AUGGCGGGGCCUGAGGGGGAGAACGAGGAGCGUUUCUGGUCGCUGAUUCUCGAUCUUUCCGCCCAGCUCACUGCCAACAGGCAAGCGAGCGAUAACCUGAAGAACCAGAUCAGCGACCUUCAAGGCCAGGCGGUGCAUGCCAAGAGCGGCUACGCGCUACGCCGGUUUAAUGUCGACCUCUCCCAGGAGGCCUUCACCACAGAGCUCGAGCGGCUCAAUGUACAGUUGAUGCAGGAGAAUACCACGCUUGCGCACGAAUCCAAGCAGCUUGGUGCACUACUGCGUGAGUGCGAAGCGACGCUCGAAACCGUCAUGGGCAAGUUCCGCAGCUUUUCGCAUGCCGCACAACAAUAUGGCCUAGACUUGUCGGCAUACUACGAGUCCCGUAUCGAGGGACAGACUGAACAGUUGGAUGCUAUCCAGCGCCAAGAAUAUAGCGGGCGUGACGCAGCAGUGGGUCGGCUUGGCACGCUUGUGCGUAGCGCGCUUCGUCUCGUUGACGGUGAAGAUGAGGAGGCGAACGGAAGCACCGCACUCGAACGUACCACCGAGAUCGAGCAGCUCCGUGCGGAGAAUGAAAUGCUCCGCUCCCUUCUUGGUAUGGGAAACUCUCCUAAGGAAGAAUCUGAAGUGCCGGUGCGCACGGCUGAUCUCCCCGCGACGCGCGCCGAGGUUGCUACUGCGGAGCCUCUCACGCGUGCACCGAUUGACGAAGUCGAUGUAGGAGGGGCUUCAGACAUUCCCCCACCCGAUACGGACGAGAUGACACAACUUCCUAGUACAUAG